CUCGCCCCUUACUAUAUUUGGGGAAAGUGGUUCUGGCGGUCUCAUCACCAACGAUUAUUAUUGUGACAACUUGUCUUCCUCUACCUAGCUUUGCCCAUAUCCACACGUACUCCAUACCUCGUUUUUCGCGCUAGCUAUUUUGCCACAUCUUUUCCCGAGAGAUCAUCGCGAUGAAUAUGGUACCCGACUACGAGGUUAGACUCCGGCUUGACCCAGGCAAGGUUUUGGGCUUCAAUCAAGAACCAGCAGAAGAUGUCAAAACGGCCUUUGAUGUUUCGACAAUCACUGCACUUAAUGUCCAAUUCCUUGAUAAGAAUUGCAAGGAGAUCUACACCUCCGGCUGGAGCCCCCGUAUUCGCAAGAUGGAGAACAAGAACAACCUUGAGCUUACAUUUAAGAGGCGCUAUGCCAUCGCGGACGGUGACAUCGACGCUGUCCUCAGUAUAGCUAAUCAGGAUGGUUUCCGCGCUGGUGACACGGAAUUCGAGGCGCAGGUUGAAUGGGGCUAUCAAACGCAGACACUUUCCAUCAGUCACCAGGUCGACGUGGAUGAUUCUGGGAAUGAUGGUAUUGGUUUGCCAGACACGACUGAAUCGCGUCAGAUUAUGACCGAUAGAGCACCAGAGAAGUUCGACAACUGGAAUUACACAGGGUGGGGCACCAGCGCGUUACAUUUAUCACGAAUCUUUGGCCCUGUCUUUGCGAAGCGCUUUACUGGCAAGUGGAAUGGAUUGAAGCUAUAUCUUGAGGUCUGGCCUCUCCUCAACUCUGAGGGCACAGAAACUGAGCACAUUGUCGAAGCGUCUUUCAAGACAAAGGACCGCGCGAGAGCCUCACUUGAGAGGGGCAACUUAAUCACUUUUUUGUCUCAGCCGGGGAGAAAUUGGUUUCUAGCCUGCGACUCGCUAAAGACGCAGCUCAUUAUGGAGCGAUACUAAUAUGAGAAAUUUUGGUCUCAGGAAGCCUUCCACAAUCGGGAAUCUGGGGUAGCGUGUUAAUCACAAAAGGGCAUGGUCUCCUGAAUCUAAAUUUAUGUUCAAAGGUGCUAAAAACAGUGAAAAUACUUUACUUUCUGAUAGCGCAUGAC
Aspergillus fijiensis CBS 313.89 is the source of this 1087-nucleotide messenger RNA. RefSeq lists its product as uncharacterized. NCBI's taxonomy places the organism in Eukaryota, Fungi, Ascomycota, Eurotiomycetes, Eurotiales, Aspergillaceae. Bases 177 to 938 code for a protein of 253 amino acids. The transcript has a single exon. The record is from RefSeq and is a predicted model, not a curated record.